AACCUCUUCCUCGAGUGAGGCACGAUUCUGAACUCGGUGAUAAUGAUAUUGAUAACGUCUCUCAUUUCUUAAAUUAAUUUUCCAUCGGUUUGAAGAAAAUUUCCUCGCCGUUCCUCUUCUGAUUCGAAUUAAUAUUAUUAUUUUCCAAUAUGAAUGGUGUCGAUAAGCCUGAUAUUUCGCCGGAAGCCAAAGAACAGGCUGAGAAAUUCAAAGCUGAAGCGAACGAGCUGUAUAAGAAGCAAGACUUCAAUGGUGCUAUUGAGCUCUAUACCAAAGCAAUAGAAACAAAUCCUUGCUCAGCCAUCUACUAUGCCAAUCGAAGCAUUGCUAACCUCAAGUUAGAAAACUUUGGAUAUGCCUUAAAUGAUGCGUCGAAAGCAAUUGAAGUAGACCGCAAUUACAUCAAGGGUUACUACCGGAGAGCAGCUGCAUACAUGUCUCUGGGAAAAUAUAAACAAGCAUUGUCUGAUUUAGCAACUGUUACUAAGUUUCGUCCAAAUGAUAGUGAUGCUAAAAUGAAAUAUAAUGAAUGUAAUAAAAUAGUCAAGAAAUUAAUGUUUGAGAAAGCAAUAGCUGUAAAUGAUACAAGAAGCAUUGCUGAUUCCAUCAAUUUCGAAUCGAUGACUAUCGAAGACGACUACUCUGGGCCUGCUCUCGAUAAUGGGAAAGUGACAAAAACUUUCAUGGAGGAGUUGCUGAGGACAUAUAAAGACCAAAAGAAGCUUCACAAAAAAUAUGCUUAUUCAAUCUUGCUGCAAGUAAAGAGCUUAUUUGAGAAACAACCCACCCUAGUAGAUAUAAACAUUCCAGAUAAUGAAAAAAUUACUGUCUGUGGUGAUAUUCAUGGUCAAUUUUAUGAUUUACUCAACAUUUUUGAAAUUAAUGGUCAGCCUUCCGAAACAAAUCCGUAUCUAUUCAAUGGUGAUUUUGUUGAUCGUGGUAGUUUUUCAAUUGAAUGUAUAUUCACCCUCUUUGGUUUCAAAUUAUUGUAUCCGGACAAAUUUUUCAUGGCUAGAGGAAACCAUGAGUCAGACAAUAUGAAUCAAAUUUAUGGCUUCUUUGGAGAGUGCCGAGCAAAAUAUUCAUCAGAAAUGUGCGACCUGUUCACUGAGGUUUACAAUAUGUUACCCUUAGCUCAUUGUAUCAAUAAAAGGAUUCUAAUCAUGCACGGUGGACUCUUUUCAAAGGAUGGAGUAACUCUGGAUGAUAUCAGGAACAUUGAUAGAAAUCGGCAACCUCCUGAAGAAGGUCUAAUGUGUGAGCUUUUGUGGUCUGAUCCUCAAGAUGGUAUGGGUCGAAUCCCAAGUAAACGUGGAGUCGGAAUUCAAUUCGGGCCUGACGUGACGAAAGCUUUUUGCGAUCACAAUAAUCUCGACUUCAUCAUACGGUCGCAUGAAGUCAAACAAGAAGGAUACGAAGUUCAGCAUGAUGGUCGAUGUAUCACGGUCUUCUCCGCUCCCAAUUAUUGUGAUUCGGCCAACAACAAAGGUGCAUUUAUCAAAUUGAAAGCCCCUGCUCUCAAGCCCGAGUAUGUUGUCUACAAUUGUGUGCCUCACCCCCCUGUGUCAGCGUUAAUGUAUGCUCAUAAUUCAUUUUUGUCUUUCUUCAAUUAAAACGUUUCUGGGGUUGUCGCACGUUUUUUUCCAUAAAACGUGUUCUUCCAAGGAGCAGAAACCAAGUGUGCUUUCUAGGAACGCAUCAAAGAUGUUUCUUUCUUUUUUAUUCAGUGCUUUGAUCCUCUCACAAAUCUUGAAGAUACUCAUGACUGCACAUACAAGCCCUACGCGCAUUUGUUGAGUUCGUCUGUUUCCUUUUCAGCUGCUUAGAUUAAAAGACUAAGACUUCUAUUUUGGUGAAUUUGUAUAUACUUUUUAAAAUUUGCCUUUAAUCAAGAAACUCUUUUUAUUUUACUUUCUCAGUUUCCAUAAAAUUUUCUCAGAUUGCUUUUUUGUCCUCUCGUUGGUCUCUCAGUUUGAAAUUAUUCUUUAUUGUUUAAUCAUAGUCAGCUUCAAUUUGAAUCCCAAAUUCUCCCAAGAUCUGUUAAAUAUCAAAACAUUUUGUUUAAUUGUGAGUAGAGAGCUUAAAUUUGUACAGUCUGUUUCAUUAGAAACGAAAUUUCUAGGAAGUGAGAUAGUAGAUAGUGUUAGAUUAAUGAUUAAUUUUACUCGUGGUAUACGUACCUGUGUGAAUGGUGAAAAAAAGAAAUUUAUACCUUAUCAACCGCUAUUUCAUGAAUAAAAUAUUCAAUUUUUA
Bemisia tabaci is the source of this 2253-nucleotide messenger RNA. Its product is annotated as protein phosphatase D3. NCBI's taxonomy places the organism in Eukaryota, Metazoa, Arthropoda, Insecta, Hemiptera, Aleyrodidae. Gene Ontology annotation, molecular function: hydrolase activity; protein binding. The record is from RefSeq and is a predicted model, not a curated record.